UCGUCUCUCUCCUGCUCCCAUUCUCUCGUUCUCUGGACUUUGGUGAGUGACGGUGAUCAGGAUUUGGUCCUAAAUCCUGAUUGUGUCUGAGGACGAGAUUUCUCAAGUGUGUUCUCUGAAAGAAGAAUAUGGGAAGGAUAAUGGAGUGGGCAGCAAGAGCUGACCACUUGAGAGGAAUACCUCGAAAAGUGGUGAUCAUGGCCGUGGGAGCAUUUGCCAAGACAGUUGCAAACCUUUGCAACACGUCUUCUGUUCACAAUGCAGAUGCUGUUCUCGGACUUGUUCGGUCCCGACCAGCCGGGGUACCCCUCAUCACUGUUAGUAAUCACAUGUCGACUUUGGAUGAUCCCGUUAUGUGGGGGGCAUUCAAGGGCUCACCUUUCUUUGAUCCGGAUUUUGCCCGGUGGGUACUUGCUGCAGAGGACAUAUGUUUCAAGAAUCCUGUCUACUCCUACAUUUUCCGCAUUGGAAAAUGCAUACCUAUAACAAGAGGAGGUGGAAUCUUCCAAGAACACAUGAAUGAAGCUCUCGAGCGGUUAAAAGAUGGAGCUUGGCUGCAUACAUUCCCAGAGGGGAAAGUGUUCCAAGAAGAUUUUCCAAUAAGGAGACUGAAAUGGGGAACUGCGAGUCUCAUUGCUCGUUGCCCUGUUACCCCCAUAGUCUUGCCCAUAAUACAUCGCGGUUUUGAAGAGGUGAUGCCGGAAAACUACUUCCGAGGAAAGAGACCGCCAGUGCCGCUCUGCGGCAAGAACAUUUGCAUCGUGAUCGGUCAGCCGAUCGAAUUUGAUCUCCCCGAGAUGGUCGACUCCGCCGUUUCAGCCUCCCGCCUCCUCGACAUUUCGUCCUUGCCCACCCCUGAGACUAAAUGGCCUCUCGUCACUGUCGGCGGCAGCAGAACGUCUCGGGAACUAGACGAAGCUUCUCAGAGAUGCCUCUACGCAGCUAUCUCCGAGAAGAUUCAGACCGCCAUGGAAAAGCUGAGACUCUUCGCCAAACGUUGUUCUUCUUCUUAGGUUUUAGUUCUUCGGCCUGUCCGUACGUCCGAGGAGUUCUGGCGGGAAAAUUAGUUUGGUUGAAGAUCAUCAUUGAUGGAAACCGGGAUCUUAAUGAAGAUAUCAAACCGGUUAACGAGAUCGAAGUUUCCGGUUUGGAUACGAAAUCAAUUACCUUGUUGUUAUCGCUUA
This is a messenger RNA of Tarenaya hassleriana, 1184 nucleotides long. Its product is annotated as N-acylphosphatidylethanolamine synthase. The coding region runs from base 129 to 1013 and encodes 294 amino acids. NCBI's taxonomy places the organism in Eukaryota, Viridiplantae, Streptophyta, Magnoliopsida, Brassicales, Cleomaceae. The record is from RefSeq and is a predicted model, not a curated record. The transcript has 6 exons. Gene Ontology annotation, biological process: phospholipid metabolic process.